Messenger RNA from Platichthys flesus (European flounder), 2446 nucleotides. Its product is annotated as probable gluconokinase. Gene Ontology annotation, molecular function: gluconokinase activity. The record is from RefSeq and is a predicted model, not a curated record. The coding region runs from base 87 to 641 and encodes 184 amino acids. Lineage: Eukaryota; Metazoa; Chordata; Actinopteri; Pleuronectiformes; Pleuronectidae. Gene Ontology annotation, cellular component: cytoplasm. The transcript has 6 exons.
CACGCACUUUACUAAAAACAACCCGCGGCCAUGUCUGAGAGGAGUCAUAUGUUUUUAAAGUUCAGGACAGAAGAUCCACAGACAGGAUGAUCUACAUCAUAAUGGGAGUCUCAGGCUGUGGAAAAAGCAACUUGGCGGCACAUCUUUCAGAAAAGCUGGGCUGGAUACUGCAUGAAGGGGAUGAUUUCCACCCACAGGAGAACGUUGAGAAGAUGGCUCAGGGUGAGCCGCUCACAGAUGAGGACAGAUUUCCUUGGCUCCUGCGACUACAUGAAGUAAUUCAGAGAGAAAGAUGCUCAGGCUCAGAUGCUCUGGUGACGUGCUCCGCCCUGAAGCGUCUCUACAGGCAGAUCAUGCUGCACGGCUCCAGAGCCUUCGACCACGACAUCCUGCCUCCCGUCGCUCCCGAUGUCUUUUUCCUCUUCCUACAUGGGGACUACAGUCUCAUUCACCAGAGGAUGGUGGCCCGCAGGGGACAUUACAUGAAAGCCGACCUGCUGCGCUCCCAGUUUGAUGCCUUAGAGCCUCCGCUGGAUGAAGAGAAUGUGUUGUCUCUGGACAUCAGCAAGAGCAUCACUGAUCUAGGCUCAGAGGUCGAGCAGCACAUUAUCGGCCUCAAGUCGUCCCCAGUGGUGCUGUAAUCACCACAGACAGACAGAGAGGUCAUAAUCAUCAUCAUCAUCGGGUCGGUCAGUUCCUCUGCCACUUUGGUCCAGACUGAAACAUUUGAUCAGCUAUUGGUUGCAAUUCCAUGAAAUACUAUUCAAACAUUCAUUGUGCCAACAGGAUGAAGCGGUAUUGACAAUGGUAAUUCUCUGAUGAUUCCUCUAGUGCCACCAGCAGGUUAUGCUUAUCAUUUUCUCAGUGAAAUACCCAAACAUCUAUUCUCUCGAUCUGCACAAAAUGUAGUGCAGGCAGUCACGGUUCCACGAUGAUUGAAUGUAAUCAAAUUUUUUGAUUGGAAAUUAUGACAUUUUAAGUACAGUCAUAUAUUUAUUGACUAGUCACUUCACAUUCUACAGAAAAUGAUGCUUUUAUAUGAAAUUACUUUCGUAUGACUUUGUUUCAGUUGGGUUUGGAUGACAAGUAACUGACAGGAAAAUCAGGAUCCGGCAGAAACUCAUGUUGUUUUAGCAUUUCAGCUAACACUGAUCUUUGGGUUUAAUUGUUUUACCAUCAUAGGUUUCUUACCCAAUUGUAAAAACUUGUGGAAUAGUUUGCAGCUUUGCUGAAGAUCAGAUUAGUUUAGUAUCAAGCGACAGUUUUUAUAUCAUUUUAUAGUCUGUCAAAGCAACUUUCAUGCUCUGACAUAGAAUCUAACUAAUCUAACAGCACAAUAGAACAGGGUGGAAUGAUUAAAGGGGGUUAGAUUAACCAGCUUCCUGCUACACAUCACUGAGAGGCUGGUUUGACUCUUCUCACAACAUCAUGUAGUUUCCAUAUGAACGGUCACUUCAGGUCAGAGCUUAUUGAUCCUCAUUUUAAGAAGUGACCAUUAGCACAGUCUCUCCCCCCCCCCCCUUAACUCAGCACUGCAGAGCUGUUUUUGUUGGUGUGACUCAUCUUCAAACCUCAACUCGAAUAUUUUAGGAGCUUCUAAUCCAGAAAACCCCCCCUGGCUGCUCUCGUAUCUCACACGUCCAGACGAACCGCCGCACAUACACACACUGCAACACACACACAACACUGGAGAUUAAAACCCCCUCAACAGACGCACACAGGUUGUCAAGUGGAUCACACACACACAUAUCUGAUGUUAUCGUAAGCGUCUUGUGUGUCAGUUACUCCACAAGGUCUCCGAGAGCGAGGACACAAAGGUAGGAAUCAAAUAAACCGAGAGCAGUCCUCACACUACCACACACUCUUUUUAUUAUUAUUAUAUUAUCACCAGUGGAUAUGACUUGUGAUGUUAGUUUAAAUGAAUUAACCACAUCACAGUUGUUAUGUAAAGGUAAUUUAAGUUAUUAUAAACUGCACCCUUUACACAGCCAUAGAUGAGAUUUGUUUCAGAUUAGAACGAUUAUGUUUUGUAGCUUCAUAAUUCCAACCAUACAAAUCAAAACAACUGCUAUUACUGAAGUCCAGUGCCCCCUGGUGCUUAUAGUUAUAAUGUUCAAGCUUCAAUAGAAAAUCAUUCUAAAAUCAUUCUGAUUUGAGGGGUUUUCAUUGAAGGGCAUAAAAUAAUUGACAUUACACUACUCAUAAUUUAUCUGUGUUUUAUAAAUGACUGCGUUUUUAUCAAUCAAGAUGGCAGACGUGUUGGUUUUCGACUCUAUUGUCUUUAGUAAGACUGUCGGGUGACGCUGUGGAUCUUUACACCAACUCUGGAUACAACAUUAUAGAUUUUUAAAUGAGGAUUUCUUCAUUGCCUCUGUUUUAUAUGAAAAGAAGUGGAGGUGGCUGUAAGAUUAGAUUUUUACUGAUUAAUAAACAAUAUAAAAACUCA